Trichoderma harzianum CBS 226.95 is the source of this 261-nucleotide messenger RNA. RefSeq lists its product as hypothetical. The transcript has a single exon. Lineage: Eukaryota; Fungi; Ascomycota; Sordariomycetes; Hypocreales; Hypocreaceae. The record is from RefSeq and is a predicted model, not a curated record. Gene Ontology annotation, molecular function: protein binding. The annotation marks the transcript as partial.
UCGGGCUUGUUCCCCAUAGCUGCUCGGUUCAACCACGCGUGCGAUCCCAUCAACAAUGUGGAAUACGAGUUUGAUCACGAUAACGGCGUUCUUACGAUGAUGGUGCGAGAAGAUGUUACUGCUGGAACAGAGCUCAAGAUUUCAUAUGGGAAGAAUCUGAGCCCGCAGGACUUGUACAUGUGCUAUGGGUUUAGGUGCAGCUGUGGGGGCUGUAGGGGGUUGAGUGAUAGGGAGGUGGCGAGCAUUACUAUGCAUUGGUGA